Nestor notabilis (Kea) is the source of this 948-nucleotide messenger RNA. RefSeq names its product olfactory receptor 1052-like. The record is from RefSeq and is a predicted model, not a curated record. Lineage: Eukaryota; Metazoa; Chordata; Aves; Psittaciformes; Psittacidae. The coding region runs from base 1 to 948 and encodes 315 amino acids. Gene Ontology annotation, biological process: sensory perception of smell; G protein-coupled receptor signaling pathway. The transcript has a single exon. Gene Ontology annotation, cellular component: membrane. Gene Ontology annotation, molecular function: odorant binding; olfactory receptor activity; G protein-coupled receptor activity.
AUGGCUUGGGAAAACUGGACUACAGUGACAGAGUUUGUUUUCAAGGGGUUCACGGAUUGCCUCGACCUCCAGCUUACUCUCUUUGUGCUUUUCCUGCUCAUCUAUGUCACCACCGUGGUGGGAAACCUAGGCAUCAUUGCUGCAGUCUGGCUCAAUUCCCAGCUUCAAACCCCCAUGUACUUCUUCCUCAGCCACUUGUCCUUCUUGGAUCUGUGCUACUCCUCUGUGGUGACACCCAAAAUGCUGCUGAACUUCUUAUCUGAAAGGAAGACUAUUUCUUUCGCUGGCUGCUUCCUGCAGCUCUAUUUCUAUGCUGCUUUCGUGGUCACAGAGUGUUACCUCCUAGCUGUGAUGGCGUACGACCGCUACGUUGCCAUCUGCAACCCCCUGCGCUACCCCAUCCUCAUGUCCAAGAAGGUCUGUGUUUCCCUCUUAGCUGGGACCUAUGCAGUUGGGCUUUUUAAUUCAGUGGUCUUUGUAGGCUUUGCAUUGAGGGUGUCCUUCUGCGGUCCCAAUGUCAUUGACCACUUCUUCUGUGAUGGGCCACCACUCUCAAAACUGGCUUGCUCUGAUACUUCCCUCAAUCAAAUGUUGUUACUUGCUUUUGGGGGCUUCAACGAGAUCACCACCAUAUCAGUCAUCCUCAUCUCCUACGGCUACAUCCUCUUCACCAUCCUGAGGACGGGCUCUAUGCCGAGCAAGCGCAAAGCUUUUGGUACAUGUGCAUCCCACUUAGUGGUAGUCACCAUCUUCUAUGGGACCCUUAUCUUCAUGUACCUACGGCCCAGCUCCAGCUACAACGUGGGCAGGGACAAAAUAGUUUCUAUCUUUUACACUGUGGUGACCCCAAUGUUGAACCCUUUUAUCUACAGCCUGAGGAACGAGGAGGUGAAGAGUGCUCUGAAGAGAGCAGUGGAGAGAACGAUUAUUUCCCUGCUAAAGUCGUAA